ACCUGCUAUCGGGGUGUAGCGAGAUUUCGCCUUCGUCCCUUUUUCAGAGCAUUUAUAAUACAAGAAACAACGAACUACUUAUCCAAAGGGCACAAAGUAACCUUCUUAUACGCGCAAAGCUUCUUAGGAAAUGUAGGGACUUUCUCUGAAGCCGUUGUUUUGGAAAUCUCGUUUGCAAGUGUAUUCUGCAACGCUGCCUACGCUAUUCAUGAAUGCGCUAGCCUAGGAUACUAGCUGUCAGGUCCUGUACCUUGCUGGUCUAGCAUUUUAGCAUGACCAAGGCUGAAGUAAACCUGACAUAAUCGUUCAAGAUGUCUUCGAAAUGUCAAUAUAUCUUCUUGUUCGGAGUCUUUGGGUCUCUGAUCUUGAGGAAAACCAAACGUAAUCAUGGCGACGGUCGACAGAAACACUACUGAAGGUCCUGUACCCACGAAGCAGUCGACAGAAAUUGUCGAAACUGAUCUACUGAUCGUUGGAGCUGGUCCAGCUGGAGCAGGACUGGCUUGCUUCCUGGCCCAACAUGGACUGAAAGGAAUCAUGGUAGCGUCUACCCCCAGCACGGCCGACACACCACGAGCACACAUCACAAAUAUGGCAGCAAUGGAAUGUCUGCGAGAUAUCGGACUCGAAGACGAAUGUCUGAAAGUCGCCGUACAUGGCGAUUCCAUGCAACAUACACGAUGGUGUCGAAGUAUGGCCGGUGAGGAGUUUGCGAGGAUAUACUCGUGGGGGAAUGACCCCGCGCGGGCAGGAUUAUACGAUGCUGCAAGUCCGUGUAAUCACACCGAUAUCCCUCAGACGCUUCUUGAACCUAUUCUUGUUGGCCAUGCAACUCACAAUGGCUUCUCCUGUCGAUUCGAUACCACAUUCCUCUCAUUUGAGCGUGAAUCGAACGGAACCAUUCUCAGUACAUUGCAAGACAACCUCACGAAAGCGGUGUACCGGAUCAGGUCAAAAUACCUGUUUGGAUGUGAUGGAGCUAGGAGCCAGGUUCUUCGGCAAUUGAAAAUACCUUCGAUUAAGAAGCCAGGUCAGGGUUUAGCGAUAAAUGUCCUUGUGAAAGUGGAUCUAUCGCAUGUGGUUGAGAAUAGGAUGGGGAACUUGCAUUGGGUUAUGAGACCAGAUGAAGAGAGUCCGGCUUAUAAUUGGAGCUGUAUUGCUCGUAUGGUGAAGCCUUGGAAGGAAUGGAUGUUUAUCCUGUUUCCUCAUCCUGAAGCUGGUAUUGACUUCAAUCCUUCUCACGAGGAUUACUUGAAAUGUGUCAAGUCAAUCGUAGGAGAUGACUUGAUCCCCGUUGAAAUCCUCGGAAUUUCAAAAUGGUUCAUCAAUGAAAUUGUAGCUGAAUAUUACUCAGACGGCAACAUCUUCUGUCUCGGCGAUGCUGUCCACAGACAUCCUCCCAUCAACGGUCUCGGCUCAAAUACCUGUAUCCAAGACGCCUACAAUCUCGCCUGGAAAAUCGCAUAUGUCAUGAAAAGCAAAUCCGGACCAGGCCUCCUCAACUCAUUCAGUCUCGAACGCCAACCCGUCGGCGCAACAAUCGUGACCCGCGCCAACGAUGGCCUCCGCGACCACAUCCCCGUUUGGGAAGCUCUAGGAAUGCUCGAUCCCUCCUUAUCAACCCGACAAAAGCACUUUGCCGAACUGUCCGAAGCUACACCCGAGGGCAUCGCUCGACGGCAGCGCCUCCAGAAGGCAGUGGCUCAUACCGCUCAUGAGUUUCACGGCGUAGGCGUAGAGAUGAAUCAGCGCUACACCUCUCCAGCGAUCUACCUAGCAGACGAAGGACCUCGUCCUCCUCUGCCAGACGAUCCUGUCCUUGAUCACCAAGUCACCACUUACCCUGGCAGUCGACUCCCGCAUGCUUGGCUCAACACUAAGAUGCCUGGCAAGAAAUUAUCGACUAUCGAUCUCGCUGGCCAUAGUGCAUUCUGUCUGCUCACUGACAUAGGUGGCUCUGCAUGGAAAGAGAGUGCUGCGAAAGUUGCAGGGAAGCUGGGGGUGGAAAUCAAUGCCUAUUCGAUUGGAUGGGGACAGGAUUAUGAGGAUGUGUAUUUUGAUUGGGCGAGGAGGAGGGAAGUUGCUGAAGAUGGAUGUGUUCUUGUAAGGCCGGAUCGGUUUGUGGCUUGGCGGUCGAUGGGAAUGAUUGAGGAUCCUGAGGAGAAGUUAUUGCGUGUUUUGAAGUCGAUUUUGGAUUUGUGAUGGGCAAACAAUGAAUUCAAUGAACUUCUUCAUAAGAUAUCGGAGUCAGGAUCUGGGUUUUCGGUGCCGGAUAGCCGUACACCACUCCCGUAUCCAUAUAGUGGGAGAAUCCGUCUUCCAAUCUUGUCUCCAUCAGUAAAAGUAAAGCUCUAGGGGAUUCAUUCUUGCUUAUGGAUGUAAAGUCCUCACCUCGCUUAAAAACAGCAAUGUCAACUCAAUAACAAUGUUUGACAUUUCGAACAUUCGGAAUAUGGCGAAAUGCCG
Molecule: messenger RNA, 2466 nt
Organism: Cadophora gregata
Lineage: Eukaryota; Fungi; Ascomycota; Leotiomycetes; Helotiales; Ploettnerulaceae
Exons: 5
Coding region: 388-2202 (604 amino acids)
Molecular function (GO): FAD binding
Source: RefSeq, a predicted model, not a curated record